AUGCAAAAAUACUCUAAUUUGAAGUUCGGGUUGCGGCGGUUAGAAGAAAUGCAGAAUUGGCAUGUCUACUACGCCUCUUCUGAUUCCGUGAGCUCAGAAGAUUCUGUUUACACACUCGAGAUGUGUAUGACCGGCUUAGACCGAGAGAAAGCCUCCGUUUUCUUUAAAGAACAAACAGGUUCGACUGCCGAGAUGACCGUCAACUCUGGCAUUAGGAAAAUUCUUCCAAAUUCUGAAAUUUGUGACUUUGAUUUUGAACCUUGUGGUUAUUCAAUGAAUUUUGUUGAGGAGCCUGUUGUAUCUACCAUUCAUAUUACUCCAGAAGACGGUUUCAGUUAUGCAAAUUUUGAGACUGCAGGAUACGAUUUGAAGGCAAUAAAUCUGAACGAAAUGGUGAUGAGGGUGCUAGCUUGUUUUCAACCAACUGAGUUUUCUGUAGCUGUUCACGUGGACAAUGCAAGCAAGUCAUUUGAGCAGGGGUGUUUGCUGGAUGUUAAGGGAUACUGCUGUGAAGAGAAGAGCCACCAAGGGCUUGGAAUGAGUGGAUCUGUUAAAUUCUUGAUGGGGCUUUGAUUGUUCAUUAGGAUU
Messenger RNA from Lathyrus oleraceus (garden pea), 588 nucleotides. Its product is annotated as S-adenosylmethionine decarboxylase proenzyme. Gene Ontology annotation, cellular component: cytosol. Gene Ontology annotation, biological process: spermine biosynthetic process; spermidine biosynthetic process. The record is from RefSeq and is a predicted model, not a curated record. NCBI's taxonomy places the organism in Eukaryota, Viridiplantae, Streptophyta, Magnoliopsida, Fabales, Fabaceae. Gene Ontology annotation, molecular function: adenosylmethionine decarboxylase activity. The coding region runs from base 1 to 573 and encodes 190 amino acids. The transcript is spliced from 2 exons.